AUGGAUCCGUCGCAAGUGAAGAUCCCCCCCAUGAAAGACAUGACAGUCGACAACAUCACCGAAAAUGUACACCUGAUCAACUCGCAGUGCGCCGACCCGCGGCUGAAGUACGUGCUGGAGCGGCUGGUGACGCACCUGCACGACUUUGCGCGCGAGACGCGCCUCAGCACCAAGGAGUGGAUGGCGGGACUCCAGUUCCUGACAGAGGUAGGCCAGAUCUGCACCGACGUCCGACAAGAGUUCAUCCUCCUCUCCGAUAUCUUGGGUCUGUCCAUCCUGGUCGACAGCAUCGACCAUCCCAAACCCGCGGGUUCAACAGAGGGGACCGUCCUGGGGCCCUUCCACACACACGAAGCCGAAGAACUACCGCACGGAGACUCCAUGUCGCACGAUCCAAACGGCGAACCGUUACUGGUCGUCUGCACUUUGAAAGACACGGCGGGAAAUCCCAUCUCAGACGUGAAGAUCGAUAUCUGGGAGACAGAUUCCACGGGCCACUAUGAUGUCCAGUAUCCUGACCAUGAAGGACCGGACGGGCGGUGCAUCAUGCGCAGCGACGCAGAGGGGAUCUUCUGGUUCAAUGCUAUCACGCCGGUGCCCUAUCCGAUCCCGCACGAUGGACCCGUGGGCAAGCUUCUGAAACGCCUGCAUCGUCACCCCUACCGUCCCUCGCAUAUGCAUUUCAUGUUUGAAAAGGAGGGGUACGACCAUCUCAUUACUGCCCUCUAUCUUCGCAAUGAUCCGUACGAAACCUCCGACGCCGUCUUCGGAGUCAAGGACUCGCUCGUCGUCGAAAUCGGCAAAGCUGACGCCCGCAUCGCGGCAAAAUACGGCGUCAAGGAGGGCCACGCCCUGCUCACCUAUGACUUUGUGCUGGUCUCCGAUGAACAGACUAGUGCCCUGCGGGAUCAGAACUCGCGUGACGCCCUGGAUAAGUUGGGCAGGAAGGUGAAGAUUGUCAACGGCUUGCCGAUUCCAGACCUGGACUAA
Molecule: messenger RNA, 990 nt
Organism: Penicilliopsis zonata CBS 506.65
Lineage: Eukaryota; Fungi; Ascomycota; Eurotiomycetes; Eurotiales; Aspergillaceae
Exons: 2
Coding region: 1-990 (329 amino acids)
Biological process (GO): catechol-containing compound metabolic process
Molecular function (GO): ferric iron binding; catechol 1,2-dioxygenase activity
Source: RefSeq, a predicted model, not a curated record